This is a messenger RNA of Seriola dumerili (greater amberjack), 1646 nucleotides long. Its product is annotated as glycine dehydrogenase (decarboxylating), mitochondrial-like. The record is from RefSeq and is a predicted model, not a curated record. The transcript has 6 exons. Gene Ontology annotation, cellular component: mitochondrion; glycine cleavage complex. Gene Ontology annotation, molecular function: pyridoxal phosphate binding; glycine binding; glycine dehydrogenase (decarboxylating) activity. Lineage: Eukaryota; Metazoa; Chordata; Actinopteri; Carangiformes; Carangidae. Gene Ontology annotation, biological process: glycine decarboxylation via glycine cleavage system. The annotation marks the transcript as partial.
GAAGGCCCACCUUGCCCCGUUCCUGCCGAGCCACCCGGUGGUUGCCAUGCAGUCGGUCAACACCAGCAGUUCCCUGGGCACUAUCAGCGCUGCCCCCUGGGGCUCCAGUGCCAUCCUGCCAAUCUCCUGGGCUUACAUUAAGAUGAUGGGAGCCAAGGGACUGCUUCAUGCUACAGAGGUGGCCAUCCUCAAUGCCAACUACAUGGCCAAGAGGCUGGAAGGUCACUACAAAGUCCUCUACAGAGGCAGGAAAGGAUUUGUAGCCCAUGAGUUCAUCCUGGAUGUGAGGCCAUUCAAGAAGACAGCCAAUAUUGAGGCUGUCGAUGUGGCCAAGAGGCUGCAGGAUUAUGGUUUCCAUGCGCCCACCAUGUCAUGGCCAGUGGCUGGUACACUCAUGAUUGAGCCCACAGAGUCAGAGGACAAAGCUGAGAUGGACCGGUUCUGCGAUGCCCUGCUUGCUAUCCGACAGGAGAUUGCAGACAUUGAGGAGGGAAGGAUGGACUCCCGCAUCAACCCACUCAAGAUGGCACCUCACUCUCUGGCCUGCAUCUCAUCCUCUAACUGGGACAGACCUUACUCCAGGGAGUUUGCUGCUUUCCCCUUGCCCUUCAUAAGACCCGAGACCAAAUUCUGGCCGACCAUCUCCAGGAUUGACGACAUCUACGGCGACCAGCACCUCGUGUGCACCUGCCCACCUAUGGAGGUGUACGAGUCUCCAUACGAGGAGAAACGAGCAUCCUCAUAGAUGGUCCCCCUCAUCUGGUCCAGUCCCAAUGUCCCACCUAAGCUCUAAGCACUCAAAACUCAGACUUGAAACGUUUGUGUGCUCAGUGAAAAUGUGAGGGAGGGGAGGGGAGGGGGCUAAAAACACUACUUUGUGAAAUCGCAUUAGCUGGGGCAGAAGUUUUUCUGCUGUGUGUGACACUCUCACUCUAGUAGUUUAAUAAAUUUGUGAGCAACAUUUGCUGAAUUUUUCAUAAAAUAAUAGCCUCUAUAUUAUUGUUUGAUCAAAUUAGGUAAAAACAAAAAUGCAGAAGUAAUGCUGUCAGGCUCACAUUAAACUAGGCAGUCUUGGCUGCUAUCAUUUUCUUCCACCUGUCUAUUUUUUUUUUUGUUGUAAGACUUUCUCUGGCAAACCUUGUUUUUAACAUUAGUGUCCUGUAAACUGUUAAUCCCCUUAAAAGGAGCCUGCAGCAGUGCAAAAAGUCUGUAAGAAAGCCUUCAAGCACUUUCCGAUUUCACAAUUAACAGCCCUGAGCCUUUAGCCUACUUAUUACAAAUGGGUGUCAAAAGUCUAUGAGUUGGAUGUUGGGACUGGGCUUCUGUCUGAUUGCACCCUCUUCACUGGGGUCAUGGGGUUUACCCUUCUCGAACUUUAAUGGACCAAAGGUGCAACUUCUAAGCGCUCUGUAACACACCUGUGAAAUUCUGUACUUUGAGCUGAGUACAGUUCAUUUUUUGACUCCCAGCAUCAUAUAAAAAAUGCCCUUGGUGCCUCUAUUCUGUUGUGUAAAAUAGCUGCCUUUACUUUCCCUAUUUUUUUUUUUUCCAAACAUGACAAAAUAUAGGAGUUAGUUUCCUUGUAGGCUUUUGUUAAUAUGCAUCUAUAGUAUGAAAAUGUUUUAAAGUAUGUUGUGACAUUUGUU